GCCCUCUCUAAUACGUCCGUGCUGUAAUGGCGCCGUAAACUGACCAUGGAUCUGUUAAACUAACUGGAACCGAAAUAUUCACAAAUAAAUUACUCAAAAACAAGUUAAACUUUGCGUUUAAAGGUCAAAUCUGAAGCAUGGCUCACAUCACCAUCAACCAGUACCUCCAGCAGCUGUACGAGGCCAUAGACAACCGCGACGGAGCGUUUUGCGCUCAACUGUUGUCCUUUAAACACCCGCACGUCGCUAACCCUCGACUACAGUUGCAGAGUCCAGAGGAGAAGUGCCAGCAGGUCUUGGAGCCUCCGUACGAUGAGAUGGUGGCGGCGCACCUCAGGUGCUGUUUUGCUGUGGCCAAUCACGACUUUGUAGAGGCCUAUAAGUUCCAGACUCUGGUGGUCCAGUCAUUCUUGAGAGCAUUCCAGUCACACAAAGAAGAAAACUGGGCUCUCCCACUGAUGUUUGCCGUGACCCUUGACCUCCGGAUCUUCGCCAACAAUGCCGAGCAGCAGCUCCAGAGAAAGGGCAAAGGUCAACCUGGGGAGAUGCUGGAGAAAGCAGCAGAACAACUGAUGAGCUGCUUCAGAGUCUGUGCCAGUGACAAUCGGGCUGGUAUUGAUGACUCUAAGAAAUGGGGCAUGAUGUUCCUGAGCAACCAACUGUUUAAGAUCUACUUCAAGAUCAAUAAGCUACCUCUGUGUAAACCUCUGAUCAGAGCCAUCGACAGCUCCAACCUCAGGACGGAGUUCAGCCCCGCCCAGACUGUCACCUACAAGUACUAUGUGGGCCGCAAGGCAAUGUUCGACUCAGACUUCAAACCAGCGGAGGAGUACCUGUCGUACUCGUUUGAUCACUGCCAUCGCUCCAGUCAGAAAAACAAAAGGAUGAUCCUCAUUUACCUGCUGCCCGUCAAGAUGCUGCUGGGCCACAUGCCGACUCUGCAGCUGCUCCGGAAGUACGACCUCAUGCAGUUCUCCGAUGUCACCAAAGGAGUCCGAGAGGGAAACCUGCUGCUGUUGAACGAGGCUCUAUCUAAACAUGAGACGUUUUUUAUUCGCUGUGGAAUCUUCCUCAUUUUAGAAAAACUCAAGAUCAUCACAUACAGGAACCUCUUCAAAAAAGUGUACCUACUGCUGCAGACUCACCAACUUCCCCUGGAGGCGUUCCUGAUUGCUCUGAGGAUGAUGAAAGUGGAAGGAGUAGAUCUGGAUGAAGUGCAGUGCAUCCUCGCCAACCUCAUAUACAUGGGUCACAUUAAAGGAUACAUCUCUCACCAACAUCAGAAAUUGGUAGUGUCCAAACAGAAUCCUUUCCCUGCGCUCUCCACACUCACUUAGACCACACUACCCAUGAUGCUCUGCUCCAGACCACCCCGGGACAGAACCAGGACUAAACCGGGACUAAACCAGGACUAAACUAACCCUUUUUCAUAAAUUGCAUUUUGUAAAAAGUGAAAUAAACUGAUCCUUUUGU
Molecule: messenger RNA, 1473 nt
Organism: Periophthalmus magnuspinnatus
Lineage: Eukaryota; Metazoa; Chordata; Actinopteri; Gobiiformes; Gobiidae
Gene: pcid2
Product: PCI domain containing 2
Exons: 15
Coding region: 138-1337 (399 amino acids)
Biological process (GO): post-transcriptional tethering of RNA polymerase II gene DNA at nuclear periphery; poly(A)+ mRNA export from nucleus; transcription elongation by RNA polymerase II
Cellular component (GO): transcription export complex 2
Molecular function (GO): double-stranded DNA binding; RNA binding
Source: RefSeq, a predicted model, not a curated record